Molecule: messenger RNA, 3510 nt
Organism: Cynoglossus semilaevis (tongue sole)
Lineage: Eukaryota; Metazoa; Chordata; Actinopteri; Pleuronectiformes; Cynoglossidae
Gene: zfand4
Product: zinc finger, AN1-type domain 4
Exons: 10
Coding region: 446-2662 (738 amino acids)
Molecular function (GO): zinc ion binding; protein binding
Source: RefSeq, a predicted model, not a curated record
AAUCAAAGCACGUCACCAAGGUGUUGUCCAGCUGCCUUUGACAGGUAUAAUGAUGUCGCCAACAAUGGGACAACGGCGACCGACAAGGGUGGACACACACGUCCGGUCCUUGCGUGGGUUUUAAACGUUUUGCCUGUUGUUUAAACACAGCUUCCGUGGAUUUGGAGGACAUGAGCGGAGUCCGUGGAUGUAGCAGCAGAGCAGCCUGCUAACCGAGCACCGAGAGAAAGUAGCCAUUGUUUUAGUUGAUGGCUAACAUGGCAACCAGAGCUAGCAGCGUCUGCUAAAGGGCUUCGUGGGAUUGUGGAACCUAUCGCUGUGAUCAUCCCACAGGAUGUGUGACGGCUGCGAGGCUGGUGAUCAGUGCCGGUGCCUCUCUUCCAAAACCCUGUUGCACCAUUCUACUUCUCCAUCUCCCUGAAAAUCUGUCUUCCAUUCUGCAAAAAUGACCAACAGGAAAGAGCCACCCUUCUUCAAUGACGACAGCGCAGGAGCUUUUCAGUACAAGUUCCCUUUUUACGACACUAUGGAGCUGUUCAUAGAGACGCUGACAGGAACCUGCUUUGAGCUGCGUGUGCUGCCCUUCGAGGCUGUCGUUUCAGUCAAGGCAAAGAUCCAGCGCCUUGAAGGUAUUCCUGUUGCCCAGCAACACCUUAUCUGGAACAAUCUGGAGCUGGAUGAUGAGCAUUGUCUCCACGAUUAUGGCAUUGCUGAAGGCUGCACUCUGAAGCUGGUCUUAGCCAUGAGGGGAGGGCCAAUCAACAUUAGGAGAGGUAACAGAAACACUGCAGUAACAAUGGAGGAUCCUAUCAAAGACGUGUCCAACCUGAUGGACAGCACAAAGGAGGACGGUUGGGAGAAGAGCAUCAGCAACAAGCAGGUCACAUUUGUGGUCUAUCGAAAGGGGGACCAGCUGAGCUUCUUCAGAGUGGUGGACAGAGGUGAUGGCACUUUGACCCCGUUGUCUGAAUCUGUAAGCGCCGGUUCUGUAUUCAACAUGUAUGCAGAGGAGGAGGAUGGAGAUAAUUCUGCAGCUGCUCAGCACAGCCUUGAGAACUCCAUCACCAUGAAUAAAAUGAAGCUGCUCAAAGCCAAGAUGGAGGACAUGAACCUUAACAAGAAGCCGAAAAAGUCUGCAAAGGUGAAACCUCGAGCCCCAGUCAGUUCACACCCCUGUGGUGGUUCACCAGGUUCUACCAGCACGCGGCACCAUCACCGACUCUUUCGUUCUCUACAUCAUUUAAACCACUCUCAGCAUCUAAGCCCACAGCUACCUCCUAUUGCUGACCACAAAACCAUAGAGUCUUCAUCACCUUCUGCAGCAGCAGCAUCCGCCCACCUGCACAUCCCCCGUAGGGCCUCGCCCUCCAUCUUCUCCUCUUCCUGUUACAUGCUGCAUGAAGAAGAGCCAUGGGAGACUUGUCCAGCAUUUGCUAAAAUACGACCCCCUCCCAAAGUGUCCCGAUUAGACAUCGGCAGCACUAGGUUGAUGAGGGACUGCGUGUACCCUCAGCUUCCACCUCUCUGUACCAGAGGUCCGCCAGAGGCUGUUUUUGAUCCUGCUGACCCCUCAGGAGAGGCAGUUGGACUGGGUUUGUUAGAUGAAGGUCCUGGACUUGUGGCACCAACACAAGCCGGUGCUUCGUUUGGGGAGCUCUCAGAUCCACUGAGUCUGGACGUAUCCUCCCAGGUGGAGGGAGGUUGUAGGUCCCUCGAGGUUGCUGCUCAGCACCAGUUGCCCCUUUCCCCUUCCCCUCUCAGUACCUGGACUCUUGGUAAAAGCGAUUCUCUGACCAGCAGAGCUGACAGAGCAGAACUUGGCACGUCUUUUCAAAUUGGCCCUUCCUCUCCUUUACCCACCACUUCCUCCAGACUGCUGCCUCAGCCGUUCGACUCCACUCUCUCCUGUUUACAGGACAGACUUCAAGCACAAUCCUCCGCACCUGACAAGCCAAGCAACACAUCCCCUCACACCUCUGCCGUCUCAUCAUCAUCUCACGCCUCACACGUCGGUGCUGUUAAAGCCGAGGCUUCUGGCAGGAGGCCAGAGCAGCUCUCAAAGGCAGGAGCAAGAAGCAUCACAAAAUUGGUCAACCGAGCUUGCAAGGACCCUCUGGGAAUUCAGGACAACUCUGAGCUCCUGGCAUCUGUCUCCACAAGGGCUACAGACAGCAGGAGGAGCAGGGACGGCCUCGGGGACAGCGUUGGUCUUGCAGUGGCAUUGCCUCCUUCUGCUGCCUUGGGACAGGGCAGCCAUGGCUCCAGGCUGCCGUCCAUCACAACUAACAGGCUCCUUCAGGAGGGUCUUAUCAGGCCAGUGUCUCCAUUGCACCGAGCUGCUUCUUCUUACAUGGCCACCAACACUCAUGUUCCAACAGGAGGAGUCAUGGCUUCAUUUGGGAGAAUAGGCGCUCAGACUCACCACCUACCUCCAGUCAAAGCUCCCACUGGCAGCAAAAAGAAAAGCUCAAAGCACUGCUUCCUCUGUGACAAAAAGACCGGUCUGGCCACCAGCUACAAGUGCAGGUGCGGUCACAACUUUUGCGCCACACACCGCUACGCAGAGACACACGACUGCGCCUACGACUACAAAAGUGCCGGACGGCGACUCCUGCAGGAGAGCAACCCACUUAUCAGCGCUCCCAAACUGCCCAAGAUCUAGCCCCACCUUCCCCAUGUGGUGAAAUUACAGUACUGCAGGUUGAAGUGAGAGAGACCUGAAGAGAUUGUCCGUCGAUGAGAAGCAGGGGAAAGAAAAGCACCUAUUCACCACUGUGCUUUUUUUUUAGCAGCCAAGUUUGAUGAACAUUAGCAUCAGAUUUUUUGUUGAAGCCAAACGGACUAAAGGAACAGACUGAAAAAACAGCCCGGAACAAACUUCACUUCUCUACAAUGUGAAAAUACAGUUUGAUUUUUUUUUUUAAAUCCUUUUUUCUCUCUUCUUUCUUCAAAUUAUAUCUGUUGCACAUUCACAACUUUUAAUAGUUUUUUUUUAACUUUUUUUUUUUUUAAUCACUGACUUCUUAGGACAAGUCUUUGACAGAUGCACUUUAGCUCCAUCAUAUUUAUACACUUACUCUUGUUGUCGUUGGGGGUGAGGACACUGACAGUGAGGUUGUUGUCGAUGAGAUUCUUCUUCGUUCUUAAAGCGGCACAUACAUGCUAAUAUCACUGCUUUAUUUCUGGGAAAAGAACACUUCACCAUGUCUACUAAUGAAACGCUUAAUAUUUAUUACUAAUUUACGACUUAUUUAUGAUUAAAAAAAAUUGGUUUUUAUUAUAGCAGAUUAUGCAAAGUGUGUAUAGGUGUGCGUGUCAGUGGUGACCUGUGUAGGCUGGGGGUGUGUUAUGGUGUCAUUGAUAUGUGUGUGUGUGUGUACAGUUCAGUGGUUGCCAUAUUAAAAAAAAAUCUUUUGUAUGUCUUUUUAUUGCUCAGCUGUUGCAAAAACUUCAAAUGCUGUUAAAGUAUCUACAGGGGUUUGAUCUAAUAAAGUCUCUUCUUAACCUUUC